Molecule: messenger RNA, 1287 nt
Organism: Bombyx mori (domestic silkworm)
Lineage: Eukaryota; Metazoa; Arthropoda; Insecta; Lepidoptera; Bombycidae
Gene: 6pgl
Product: 6-phosphogluconolactonase
Biological process (GO): pentose-phosphate shunt; carbohydrate metabolic process
Molecular function (GO): 6-phosphogluconolactonase activity
Source: RefSeq, marked provisional
AUGAUAAGACUCGGCAGUGAUAAUAUUAUCCUAUAAUUACUAUCAAGAAAAACAAAAGUUUUUGUAUAUUUCUAUGAAUUAUACUAUUUUCUGAAUUAUACUAGUUUAAAUUACAAUGACGAUCAUCAAAGUUAUUGAUGAAGAAGAAAUCAUCAGAAAACUAUCGACAUACAUUCAAAAGAUUUCAAACGACGCGAUCUUGAAUAGAAAUAAAUUCGUAGUUGGACUUUCUGGCGGCUCUGUCGUCAAAUAUUUAUGUGAAGGUUUACCACAAGUUGAAACAGACUGGUCUAAAUGGACUCUAGCCUUCUGUGAUGAAAGAGUAGUACCUGAAGACAGCAGCGAUUCUACAUUCGGAAUAUACAAGAAAGAUUUAAUCCCUAAGACUGAAUUAAAGGAGAGCCAGUUUAUAACAAUCAAACAAGGAGCUACAGCUCAAGAAACAGCAAAGGAUUACAUUGAAAAGUUAAGAAAAGUCUUUGGUGGAGAUGAUUUCAAAUUUGACUUACUUCUACUUGGCAUGGGACCAGAUGGACACACAUGCUCCCUGUUCCCAGGUCACAAAUUGCUUGAAGAAACAGAAGAUAAGGUAGCAGCUAUAACAGAUUCCCCAAAACCUCCACCGGAGAGAAUCACAUUAACUUAUCCAGUUAUAAAUGGAGCAAGGAACUGUAUUUUUGCUAUUUCUGGGGCAGGGAAGUCAGAAAUGGCUAAACGUAUUCUAAAAGACAAAGAAGAUUUACCAGCUGGUCGAGUGAAGCCGACAGACGGCUCUCUAUAUUGGAUCCUGGACGAAGAAGCAGCUGUACAUUUGUAAAAUAUGACUAGGUCAUGACUGCAAGGAAAAAACUUGUGCUAUUCUGUUGGUAUCACUCAUCAUGUAAAAACAGGGCAGAUCAUGCAAAUUCAUUAAAAAAAAUCAACUUCUUGAGGUUUUAAAUAUUAUCUGGAAAAAAAACAAGAAACAUAAUUACUUCAGUUGCUGUAAUCUCCGAUGAUGAACACAUCCUACCAGAUGGGCCCACAGGGUGUGGUAUGUAUGCCGGUCUGUCUACAAAGAUAACAAAAACGAAUACGAGAUUGUAGUUAAAAACAUGACUGUCUCAUAGCAAAAUCACACAGGAUAGUCUUGGAUACUUUUUUUGUCCUAAAAACUGCUUUAGAAAAUAAAUGAAAAAAUAUAAAAAUAAUGAUAUAAUAUUGUGCAGCUUUUUGUCAAUGUUGUGUAUUGAUCAGUUCAUUUAAAUAAGGAAGGUUCAAUUAUCACCUACAUUUCAAAAAUAAAAA